AGUUACUCGCGUGAGGUUUCGUGUGGAUUUUAGACAGAAAUAGAAAAAUAGAGAUAUAGAAAUACAAUGCAGUGAAAGAGCAGAGGAGCUCAGAGGACCGAACAGCUGAUGUUUUCUGUCUGUGUGUCUGCUCGACAUGUCUGAAGAGAUCCAGCCCGCUGUCAGUGUUGUCCCUGAUGAUGAAGGGAAAGAAAAGUUCAAGAAAAGUGACCAGGUUGCUUUUUACAGGCGACAGAUUCAGGGCCCAAACCUGCAGCAUCGAGCCCUUUUGGACACCAUGGUGCUCACAGAGAAGGGGGCACGUUUUGAACUGUUGGAAACCAGCACACAGACCAAACUGCUUCUUUCUGUGUCACCUUUUAAAAACGACACUGUGAGGAUUCUCAUAGAUGAGCUGCAGCCCAUUAAACCGCGUUAUAGAGUUCCAGAUGUAAUAACGGAGGAGCCGCAGUGUGAACAGCUGAGAGUGGAGCGACAGUCGAAGGACUCUGUCACCCUGUCUUGGUCUUCAGGACGUCACCAGGUCCGUGUGUGGCAGUUCCCUUUCCGACUGGAGAUCCUGUGUGAAGACAAAGUGAUGGUUACAUUCAACUCGAAGGGAAAACUGUGGUUUGAGACGCUGCAGGAUCCGCCAGGGGCCUCAUCUCGAGAUAGCGAGCUUCAAGAGGACACGAGUUCGUUGUGGAGGGAAACUUUCAGGGAUUUUGUGGAUGUCAAAGCUAACGGUCCCAGCAGCGUUGGGUCAGACCUCUGUCUCCACGGGUUCAGUCAUGUGUACGGUUUACCGGCGCACGCUGCCGGCCUGCAGCUCAGAGACACCAGAGAUGGUGAGCCUUAUCGGCUGUAUAACCUGGACGUCUUUGCCUAUGACUUGUACAGCCGCCUCGGCCUGUACGGCUCUGUGCCGCUGCUGGUGGCCCACAAGCCCGACAGGACUUUGGGUCUAUUUUGGUUGAAUGCAUCUGAAACUUUUGUGAACAUUCAUUACAGCCCAUCUGACUGUCAGGAUGGUGACACGCCCCCAGUGAAGAGGAGGCGGGCGGAGCUACAGACUGACGUCCGCUGGCUGUCAGAGAGCGGACUGAUUGACUGCGAGGUUCUGCUCGGGCCCAGUCCACAGCAGCUGUUCAGCCAGUACGCUCAGCUCACAGGAUAUCAAGCGCUCCCCCCUCUCUUCGCUCUCGGGUACCACCAGUGCCGCUGGAACUACAGCGAUGAAGCCGAUGUGAAGGCUGUAGAUUCUGGAUUCGAUCGCCACGACAUCCCGUAUGACGUCAUCUGGCUGGACAUCGAGCACACGGACGGAAAGCGUUACUUCACCUGGGACUCCGUUUCAUUUCAACCAGCCGCCCUGCAGCGCCACCUGGAGAGGAAGAAGAGGAAGUUGGUUGUUAUAAGUGACCCCCACAUCAAGGUCGACCCUGAUUGGUCGAUGUACCGCGAGGCCAGAGACGGAGGACAUUUUGUCAAAGACAGAGAGGGACGGAUCUAUCAGGGCACGUGCUGGCCCGGUGAGUCCUCGUACAUCGAUUUCAGCAGUCCAGACACUCGGGCGUGGUACUCCAGAGAUUUCAGCCUGGAUAAAUACAAGGGAUCCACACCGUCAUUAUUUGUGUGGAAUGAUAUGAAUGAACCGUCUGUGUUCGACGGGCCGGAGCAGACCAUGCCAAAAGACGCAGUGCAUUAUGGGGGCUGGGAACACCGGGAAUUACACAACCUGUACGGCUUCUACCAGCACAUGGCCACAGUGGACGGGCUGAUAACUCGCUCAGGUGGUUCAGAGAGACCGUUCGUCCUUUCGCGCUCCUUCUUCGCCGGCUCACAGAGAUUUGGAGCGAUAUGGACCGGUGACAACGUAGCCACCUGGGAAUAUCUGAAGAUCUCGAUUCCGAUGCUUCUGUCUCUCAGCAUCACAGGCAUCGGAUUUUGUGGAGCCGAUGUCGGUGGGUUCAUUCAGGACCCGGAGCCGGAGCUGCUGGUGCGCUGGUACCAGGCAGCCGCCCUGCAGCCGUUUUUCAGAGGUCACUCUGCAAACGUGACAAAGCGCCGCGAGCCGUGGCUGUUUGGAGAAGAAGUCACCGCUGCAAUCCGGUCUGCGAUCCAACAGAGGUACUGUUUGCUGCCUUACUGGUACACUCUUUUCUAUCAGGCUCACACCUGCGGCCUGCCUCCGCUCAGACCUCUGUGGGUGGAGUUCCCGGCAGAAGAGAGCACCUUCACUGUGGACAGCCAGUAUAUGAUUGGAGGAGCGCUGCUUGCCUGUCCUGUAACUGACGCAGGUGUUCAGGAAGUCAGAGUGUUUCUCCCUGGAUCCGGUCAGGUUUGGUUUGAUGUCCGCUCUGCGACGGCGUUUAGAGGAGGACGGACUCUGAGUCUUCCCGUCACGUUGGACACAGUCAUUCCUGUCUUCCAGCGCGGCGGCUCGGUGGUCUGCAGGUCAACAGGAAGUGGCUCCUGUACGGCUGAACUCCAGCAGCUGCCGCUCUCCGUCACUGUGGCCCUCGACUCUCAGGGCAUCGCUGAUGGAGAGUUGUACCUGGACGACGGCCACUCCUUCAGCUACCGGGACAGAAAGUCCUUCUGUCUGCGCAGGUUCAGCAUGCUGUCAGGCCGUCUGCUCUGCCGUCCUGCUGCCAGUGAAGGAGCAGCGUUUGACUGUGAAACUGUCGUGCAGUCGGUCACCGUCCUCGGGCUGAAGAGCAAACCGUCCACGGUGCUCGUGCACGUGUCAGGUGAGGACACCUCCGCUGCGUUUGAGUACUCGGAGACCUGCAGCUCGCUGACGGUCGGCGGCCUGAAGCUCAGAGUGGCGACAGACUGGGACAUAAAGUUUACAGGUUAACUGUCGUGUGACGCUGAUUUUUCUCUGGGUUUCUUUUUCGUGUGAAGCUGUGAGAAUAUUUUUUUUAGCAAUAAAAAAGCGUUAAAUAAAUAAAAAUAUAAAAAAU
Molecule: messenger RNA, 2948 nt
Organism: Plectropomus leopardus (leopard coralgrouper)
Lineage: Eukaryota; Metazoa; Chordata; Actinopteri; Perciformes; Serranidae
Source: RefSeq, a predicted model, not a curated record